ACUUCUACCACAUCCACCAGGGUGAAAGAAGCACGACUGCGGCGACUCUACUCCCCGGAACUGUCACAGUGUGAAUCUCGUGAUUCGUUUCCUCAACAACUCUGCCAACUAUGCAAGUCCCACUGCUCCGGCUGCAAUGCGGCUGUAACAGUUAUGAAUGGGGCAAGAUUGGCCCAGAAUCAGCAGCUGCCCGUUAUGCAGCCUCGACCCCAUCUGGCGAUUUCUCAAUUCAACAGGACAAGCCCUACGCAGAACUAUGGAUGGGUACACAUCCUUCCAAUCCCUCCAAGGACCUUACCACCGGCCGCACAUUGCUUGAUCUCGUCCAAGACAAUCAAGCAUUGAUGUCGACCGCCAUCUCCAAGCGCUACGACCAGAAGUUGCCAUUCCUGUUCAAAGUUCUGAGCAUCAACAAAGCUCUAUCGAUCCAAGCUCACCCAAACAAGAAGCUAGCUGAGCAGCUACAUGCUAAGGAUCCGCAGCACUAUCCAGAUGACAAUCACAAGCCGGAAAUGACCAUUGCCAUCACUCCCUUCGAUGGUCUCUGUGGCUUUCGACCCCUUGGCGAGAUCGCCCACUUCUUGAAAAACGUUCCGACUCUGCGACAGCUUGUUGGCGAGGAAGCUGCACGCAACUUUGAGAAGACAAUAACCGGCCAAGAAACCACUGACGAUGGCGACAAGACCCAGCAAAACAAGAAGGCUUUACAGGCAGCAUUUUCGUCCUUGAUGACAAGCUCUGCGGAGGAUAUCGAGAAAGCAGCAACACAGCUUAUCGAGCAAGCAAAAUCGGAAGGCGCGGAGUUCGCCGGUUCUGGAGUCGACGCGACGUCUGGAAAAGAAUUGGCGGACUUGAUGAUUCGUCUGGACGGCCAGUUCCCCAACGAUAUUGGACUCUUCGUGACGUUCUUCCUAAACUAUGUCAAGCUGGAAGUCGGAGAGGCGAUGUUUCUCAAAGCAGACGAUAUCCACGCGUACUUGUCUGGCGAUAUCAUCGAAUGUAUGGCCUCAUCGGACAACGUCAUUCGUGCCGGCUUCACCCCCAAAUUCAAGGACGUCGACACUCUGACCUCUUGCUUGACGUACUCGUAUGCACCAAUUUCUGAGCAGAAGAUGGAUCCUGUCGACUAUGCCUACGUGAAGAUGAACACGACCGCAUACAGCUCGAACUCCAGCUCCAUUCUGUACGACCCACCGAUUGAGGAGUUCAGCGUUGUGAAGACAGACAUAAAUGCAUCGGGAGGCAAGGUAACUUUUGAUCCAAUCGAAGGACCUGCCAUUGUCAUCUGCACCAAAGGUCAAGGCAAGAUCAGCGUGGGCAACAAGACCGAGGAGAUCAAAGAGGGACAUGUGUAUUUCGUUGGCGCCACUGCCGAGCUCGUGAUCGAGAGCACGGGUAGUGAGCCUCUGGUCACCUUCAGAGCAUUCUGUGAGCUGGAUGACAAGACCACAAACGGCAAUUUGUAGAACGCAUGGUCAGUGUUGCGAGUGAAUGUUGAACAGAGCCGAGCGAAUCAAAGCGAAAAAAGCAUAUAGAUGGUAUCUCCGAAAAGCUGCUAUAGUCGUACAGAACAGUUUCAUGCACAUUUCUAGCUGG
This is a messenger RNA of Cercospora beticola, 1596 nucleotides long. It is a transcript of the gene PMI40, whose product is annotated as mannose-6-phosphate isomerase PMI40. Gene Ontology annotation, molecular function: zinc ion binding; mannose-6-phosphate isomerase activity. Gene Ontology annotation, biological process: carbohydrate metabolic process; GDP-mannose biosynthetic process. Gene Ontology annotation, cellular component: cytosol. The record is from RefSeq and is a predicted model, not a curated record. Lineage: Eukaryota; Fungi; Ascomycota; Dothideomycetes; Mycosphaerellales; Mycosphaerellaceae.